Messenger RNA from Sus scrofa (pig), 6209 nucleotides. The record is from RefSeq and is a predicted model, not a curated record. NCBI's taxonomy places the organism in Eukaryota, Metazoa, Chordata, Mammalia, Artiodactyla, Suidae.
CGCCAUUUCCGGGUGGUUGUUAGUGACGCUCUCCAGCGGUCGUCAGGGCGGUCUGAGAAGGGUGCAGGACUUGAUUAUUGCUGGCGAGUCAGGGCCCUGCUAGAUCAGCUACGAAGGUGGGAGACUGGUAUGCUUUGUAUAUUUUGGAAAAAACUGCUGAAGAUACCAAAGAAAGGGCAGCUCUUCUACUGACAAACAUAAGGAAAUAAUUUACCACCUACUUAGGAUUAGAAGACCAGCUCAUUCUCAGAGUCUUCUAAAACAAAAUUAGAAUGGAUUGGGGAGAUGAAUAUUCCCAUAAUUCUUUUGAUCUACAUUGUUUGUUAAAUUCAUUGCCUGGAGAGUUGGAGUUUAAGCAGAUCUUCAGUGACAUUGAUGAAAAGAUAGAACAAAAUGCUACAAGCAUAGAACAUUGCAUUAAAGAAAUACAGUCUGAAGUUAACAAACAAUGUCCAGAUGUGCAGCUACAAACAACAACUGACUGUUUUGAAUGGCUAAAUAAUUAUAAUUGUGAUUCACUCAAGUCACCUUCCAUUCCCCAUGGAGAUUUGAUAAAGUUUCUCAAAACACUGCAAGAUUUGUUGAAGAACGAACAAAAUCAAGAAGAAAUGGUAUUGGAUCUACUUUGGGACAUCUCCUGCCAGAGCAGUGUUUCACUCCCAUCAACUCUAAGUGGAACAUCUUUCCAUUUCCUCUCUAGGACUUCUCUUCAUUCUGUUGAAGAUCAUUCCUCUAUGGAUAUAAAGUCUAUAUGGGAUGAUAUAAGACUACAUCUCCGACGUUUCUUAGUGAGCAGAUUACAAAGCCACAAUGAAAUAAACAAUUCACAGCAAAAAAUUUUGUUGAAAAAUCAGUGCAUACAGCAACUCUUGUUUCUUUAUCCAGAAUCAGAAGUUACAAUCAAGUACCAAAACAUACAGAGUAAACUGUUGGCAAAACUCCUGCAGAACUGUUUUUCUUCUUACAGCAGAGAAUCAAAUUUAGACAUAAUGGCUGAUGGAUACCAAGGUACAAUGCUUAAGUUAUACUCAAUGAUAAAAGAGGAUUUUAACACACUACAUGAAAUUUUAGCUCCGUCCUCAACAGUGAAAUUCAUUAAAGAAACUUACCUGGAUACUUUAACAGAAGAAAUGGCAAAAUUUCUUGAAAAUUUUUGUGAGCCGCAGUUCAAAGAAAGUGCUGUCCGUGUGAUUAAAACAAGCAAGAGCUCCAGCAGGCAUAGAGGAGCAGUGCAUGCUUUGGUUAUCCCUGAAUGCCUACAGAAAGGAAGAAACUUUUUACUCUCCUUAGAUGAACUCAAGUUCUUAUCACAGCUCAUAAAACCCUUCUUGAAUCUGGAAAAAAACGUUCAGGAAAUGUUUGAAGAAAUGUUUUUAUCACUUAAGAUACCCAGGAAUGUUUCAGGAAUUUUGGAGACAUCCAAUAGAGAGGCUGUAAUAGCGAAACCUAGAACAAGCGAAGCAAUUAUUCCUUCAGAGCAAUUGCUACCAGCAAAAGAGGCUACUUUAUUAGAUUUUGGCUGGAGAAAUGCAUUUAAAGAAGUGUCUCUUCCCAUGGCACACUGUAUAACAACAGCAAUUGAAGAUUUUUCCACAAAAAUUCUCCAACAGGAACAGAAGGAAAGGUCUUCAGCUAUGAGCUAUGCUUUGAACCUUGUAAAUGUCCAGCAAGUUUGGCAAGAUAGCCACACGGUUUCUGAGGCAGACCAACCAAAGAAAAUUGCCAAGUUUUGUUUUGACAUCAUGGAAAAACUUGACACAAUGCUUCCACUGGCUCUGGCAUGCAGAGAAGAUUCUUUUCAGGAAAUUAGAGCAAACUUUGUGGAUGCCUGUUGUAAAGUAGCAACAGCUGUUCUGGCGAGACUGCAAGAGAGAGGCAAAGAGGUUCCUUCCAAAGCACCCCUGCAAAACUUGCACACGCUGCUCUCCACGGCGGUAUAUGUCUUCCAGCAUUUUAUGCAAUAUGAUAAUUUGAUGAAAGAAAAUACUAAGAAACCCAUAUUCCUGGUGCCUGUCCAACGAUAUCAGGAAUUCAUCAACACUCUACAGUUUCAGGUUACGGACUACUGCGUCAGAGUUUGUGCUACAAGCAUUUUACAGGAUGCUGAGAGCCACCACUGGGAUGACUACAAAGCUUUUUAUGAGGGGGAAAGAUGCUCCUUCUCGCUCCAGAUGUGGCAUUAUUUCUUCUGGGCUCUUCAUCAUGAUCUCUGGACCAUUCUGCCCCCUAAGUUAGCCCAGGAGAUUUUAGCGGAAGUGCUGGAGAAAUCUUUGGGUCUCCUGGCCUCCAGAUAUGCUCGGGCCCAUCCCAGUUAUAAGAGAACUCCACAAAUAAGACUUGAUGUCACAACAAUUUUAAUAUGUACUGAGAAUAUUUUAUGGUCGGUUUGUCCAUCUGUACAGAAGCUUUUGAAUCCUCAUGAGUAUAUAGAUGAUAAAAUUUUUAAAAUUCAUACCCAUUGUAAUAAUCUGUUUACAACACUGGUCAUUGUGACUGCACCAUUAACUGAAUUAUACCAGACUUUUCAGCAUGGCCUGGAUGAUUCUGCUUCAGAUUCCUUAAAACCAUCUUUCAAGCAACCAUUCCAUUGGCUUUCUUGCAUAUCACAUUUCUACCCUUCUUUACUCAGGACCCCAUCAGCUGGACAACUGACAGCCCAGAGUCAAUUGAAACUGCUCUUAUCCCAGCCAGGUUGUAAUUGGAACCUGCUUCUGGAAACCUUGCUGCAUCAUGAUGGUCUUUUACUGAGAAUCUUGCUAAGGAGCUCAAAACACACUCUUCAAGAACAAGGUUCUGAUACAGAAAAUAAUCUGAACCAAGGAUCCAGCUUGAUAGAAGCCAUCUUUAAAGUACUCUACCAUUGCAAUUUUUCUCCACAAACAUUUGGAAAUGUUUUUGUCAGCUACAUGGAAGAAGAACAAUUAUGGGACUUUUUAUAUAACAUUCCAGUCUCAGCGUGCAUGGAGUCUGAGGUGGAAGUCAUUCGAUGCUUGAGAUUGGCAUUGACCGAUGCCGUCAAGGACAUUGUACAGCAGAUAAUAUCCAUGAUGAGCUCUGGAAGAAACUGUGAGACAAACCUGAACAAGCAUAUAGUUCCUCAACAUCUGUAUGAGAGCAUUCCAAAAGAGUGGAAUUAUAUCCCGAAAGAAACCAAAAGGAAAGAAUCAAGCAAAGGCGUCACAAGGCUUGCUGCUCAGGCAGUAUCUAUUGUAAUCAGCAAGUUACCUACGGUGAUUGCAUGUUUGCCUCCCCCAAUUAAAUACUUCUUUUUUCUCUCUGAGAGGAAAAUGUCAAAAAACUUUGUUGAAUUGAAGAAAGCUGGCCUGCUUGUCUGGAACUUGAUUGUAAUUAUAUGUCGGAUAUUUGAGGAUGGAAACACAGUGGAACUUUUAACAGGUGCCUCCCUUGACAGAUGGAGUAAAGAGAAACUCAGUUUAAUCUGUGUGUGUUUGGAAAGCAUCAUGGGAGAGCAGACAAAUAACCCCAAUCAAAUGACCCAAAAGGUCAUACAGAGCAUUGAGCAGCAAAAACCCAACUGGAUUGAAUGCCAGUUGUCGAAAGCAAGCAAAUUGAGCACCGAAUGCGCAUUUAUGACUAUAGAGAAAAGCACAGCCUUAGAAGAAGGAGAUAUUGCUCUUGAACUGACUGAGCAGAAAAUAAACAUGAUGGUCCUGGAUAUCUGCCACAAACCAGGUGGCAGCGAGUACCUGAGGCAAAUUUAUCACAUCAUGCGGCUCAAUGAGGAAUAUUUAAAAGAACAGCUGUUUUCUAUAAAUGGUUCCGAGGAAAAGCCAUUACCCAUCCGACCUUUAAAAAUGACCUUGAGUGUGGAAGAUCAGUCCUCUGCCUUUAACCCUUUCCAUGUGUACAAGGUGUUUAGUGAAAACAUGCUGGAUCAGUCAGCCAUCACAAAAUGGAACUGGAAUUGGUCAAACUUGCUGCCAAAUUAUAUAGGAUUGGAUAAGAUGACCUUCAGUGUACUGCUAAAAAACAGGUGGGAAAUGAGGAAGGAUGAAAGACUAGAAGAAGAAGAAAAAACAAUGCUGGAACAUUUAAAACAAAUGUGCACCAUCCAGAACUCUUCUGCAUCAGAUAACACAGAGGAGGAGUUAUCUGCAGAAAACAGCAACAGCUUUAUUUUAGGAAAUAAUCACAUGUAAUGGAGUCAGACUUUUAUGCUAGUCAGAGUGAACCUCAGAUGUGCUAUGAAACAUGAAACCAAUGACUUAGUAAUCUCUGAACUGAAAAGUACAGCACAUAAAGAAUAAGUGCUAUGUAUUUUUAUUUUAAAAAUAAUUUCAAAUGUUCUUUUCUAUCUUUUUCUUAAUAUGAUAUAACUGCUGCCAUCUCGUGUUCCCUUUGAAUUAUUUUCUUUCAGUCUUUAUGUAUCUAUGACAACAGGCAAAAUGUUUGGAAAUCUUUUCCCUAAGGAUUUUUAAAUAUUAACAUUUGGAUGCUAAGUUGGAGCCACAAAGCCCCUGAGGGUCAUCUGAAAAUUUCAAAUUAAUUUUGUAGCCAUAGGCCAAAUCCAGGUCUUAACUGCCUUUAAUACCCACCUCUGUAUUAGUUUGCUUCACCAUAGCUGCUUCCUCAUCUAGUUUAUUUUACUCAGAGCCACAAAAAGCACUCUCUUGAAGUAUAACUUUAGUAAGAUCUAUGCCUGUAGUGGUUUUUCAAACAUCAGAUUCAAACUUUCAAUCAUAUGCUUUCAGAACUUUUACCCAAUAAUGCCAUGUUUGGGCAACUGCCUAUUAUCCUUUUGGCUCAAGCCAUACACUUGCUCUUUUUCCCAAACAGAAACCAUCUUUCUCCCAAAAUCAAGUUCAAAACUUACUCUAGCAAUCUCAUUAUCCAUAUUUCCUUAGUAUCUAUAACUUCUCUUAUUUCCAUUACAUUGAUAUAUAUAUACACACAAACAAAGGAAACGCAAUGUGUUCUAGGGCUUUCUAUGUCAAGUGAAGUUGUAUUUACUAUAUCCUUCCUAACAGUACUUGCCAUUAGAUUAUAAAGAACUGGAAGGCCUUAAAAUAUAAUUUGAAGUCUCCGUUUAUAACAAUAGUCUCCCCAAACACCUACUAGAGAGUUACUUACCUAGUGGGCAGUUAACAGACACAGCCAUUUAAAUGGCUGUCAUUGUAAGAAGACAGCAAAGACAAUUAGAUCUUUGAUCAAUCUACAGGAUAUCUGGGAGAAACCUUCUAUCAUGACCAUAUGAUAUUGAAUAUUAUAGUUUCUGAUGUUCUCUGGUUAUUCAUGUUCCCACAUUCUGUUAUUUUUAUAAAGUAUGUAUAGGCUAUAUGAUUUCCAAAGGAAAGUACUUAGGUAUUUUUCAGAGUAAAUCUUGGAGUGCAGAGGCCACCUUAGAAAAUAUCUUGCAUUAUUUCUUCACAUAAAAACAUAAAUGGCUAUGUAGCUGGCUGCCUGCCAAAUAACACAUUUUAUUUUUAAAGAAUGUACUUUAGUUGGCAAGUAUAAUCAUAAGCCAAAUGAUUUAAGACACGGUUGAAAUAAUUUCCAAAAAUUAUGCAGAUCAUCUGAAAAAAGGUAAUAAAUUGAGAAUUAGAUUUCCAUAUAAUAUUACUUAUAAUCAAUUACUAUAAUAACCAACAUAAGGCAACAUUUGACUUUAUUCCUUCAUUUAGUGAUGGUCUAUGUACUAAAUCUGCAUAACUAUAUUUUAUUAGAAUACACGCUAAAAUAGAAAAUUAAAAAAUUGGCCCCAAAACUAAAUGAAAUAAUCUUAUAAAAUUAUAGGAUUUCCCUUUGGGGUUUUUUUGUUUUCUAAUAUUUCUGAAGAAUAUCUGUUAAUACUAUUUUUUAAUUGCAUCUAUAUAUUUUGGUAUUAAUCCUGGAAAGUGAUUUAGUUCUUCUAAAAUUAUUUUUUUUCUGUGGCUACCUUCUGAAAGGAAAAAAGCAUAGUAAGGGGGGAAUGAGAUGAGUUGAAAAGAGAGAGAAAUAGAAAAGAGAGAAGAGCUUGUACUUGAUUUCUCUUCUAUACUUGCUCUAUGAAGCCAUCAGCAGUGCAAUGAAAUUUAUAAUGGGGAAUGCUAUAUGACAAGUCAUUGAUUUAUCACAUCAUUUUGACACUAUACUCAAUAUGUUUCUUAAAGUAUCCUUUCUGACAUUUAUUUUUGUAAAAGUUAACAACAGGAAUGAAGACAUAUAAUUCUGGAUAUGCUUAUUAAAAAUAUCUUCUGUGUUUUACUUAA